AUGUUACCCGCGAAAUAUAGUAGUGUUAUAGUUUUCUUCACAACUUUUUGGUUUUACGCAACUUUGACACACGGGAGUGGAUUUAGUCAUUCAACUAUUUUGGACCCUCAUGGGAAGUAUAAUCUAAAGUGGAGGUUUGACCGGAGAACUAUUACUUUUGAAAUAGAAGUGGAAACUAGAGGAUAUAUAGGAUUUGGUCUAUCUCCCAACGGUGCCAUGGCGUCGUCGGACAUUGUCAUUGGUGGAGUCACGGAUGGGACACCGUAUCUACAGGAUUACUUUGCAGACGCCAACAGAAAAGUGCACAGAGAUGUGCAGCAGAACUACAGGCUGCAGUAUGGCAGCGAGAACAGUACACACACAGUCCUGGCUUUCAGCAGGCACCUCCUGACCUGUGACACAAGUGACAAGGACAUCACGGAAAGCACAGUGAGGGUGAUAUGGGCCUACCACAGUGAGGAUGUGGGACCGUCAGGACCGAUGUACCAUGGAGUGAACAGGGGGAGGAAGAGUAUGCGGCUACUCGACCCAGGAAGUAAAGCUAAUAUUUCCUCUGAGAUUGACUUUUUCAACUUGCAAAACAUAAACGUGCCAGUGCCAUUCAAGGACACUACCUACUGGUGUCAGAUAUUUAAGAUCCAGGAGGUUCAGAAGAAGCACCAUAUCAUUAGAAUUGAGCCUUUGAUUCAAAGGGGCCAUGAAAACCUGGUUCAUCACAUUUUGUUGUAUCAAUGUGAUAGCACCUUGAAUGAGAGUGAGCUCAAGGCUGGCCAUGAAUGUUACCAUCCAAAUAUGCCUGACUCCUUUCUCACGUGUGAGACGAUAGUCUUCGCCUGGGCCAUUGGUGGUGAGGGGUUCACCUAUCCACCCCAUGUUGGACUGUCCAUUGGCACAUCAAUAGACCCUGUCUAUGUCCUGAUGGAGGUCCACUAUGACAACCCAGCCUUUCAACAAGGAGUGGUGGACAGCUCUGGCCUGCGUCUGUUCUACACCCCAGAGUUGCGUCAGUAUGAUGCAGGAGUGAUAGAGACAGGUGUGUGGGUGAGUCUGUACCACAUGCUGCCUCCAGGCAUGCAGGAGUACAUCUCAGAGGGACACUGUACCCGCGAGUGUUUGCAGGAGAUGCCCAGCGGAGUGAGGGUGUUUGCUGUUCUGAUGCAUGCUCACCUAGCUGGCCGCGCCAUCAGAACCAGACACUUCCGGGGUCAGGAGGAGCUGCAGCCCCUGUCACAUGACGAGGAGUUUGACUUCAACUUCCAGGAGUUCCAGCUGCUGAAGGACGAGAGGCUGCUGUUACCUGGUGACAAUUUGAUCACAGAAUGCAAGUACACCACAAAAGACAGACAAAACAUGACCUGGGGUGGUUUGACCACCAGGGAUGAGAUGUGUCUGUCCUACCUGCUCUACUAUCCCAGAGUGAACCUGGCCAGGUGUGAGAGCCUCCCUGAGAUCAUCGGGCAGCUUAAGUUCAUCGGAGUCAAAGAGAUCCAGGUGCCUUGCACGACCUGGCCUUUCAUGAUCAAGAGCCCAAAGAAGUACAGCAACCUCUCCUUCACGGAGGCCAUGGACAAGUACCGGUGGUCGAAGAACAGAGGGAAGUCCUUCAACGAGAUGGUUCUACAGCUGCCCAUGAAUGUGCGCUGCUCCAAGUGGGGGCAGGACGAGUGGUCGAUUCAAGGGACCAUAGUGUCACCACCAGAGGUGAAGUCUGAAGUCAAGCUUCCCUCCAUGAUGUGCCGUUCUGCCUCAGAGCCACACAGUGGAGUGGUUCUACUCUUUACCAUGUGCCUCACAUACUCUAUAGUCCAGACCUGUUUAAGCCUUUAGUCUAUAGCCAGACCACUGUGUGAAUCACACCACUCACUCUCUCACACCAGCUGUGGAAGAAGUCGUUUGACUGAAGAAGACAAGACAUUCCUAGAAUCUCUCCGCCCUAUCCAUUCAUUAUGUGUUAUUGGGAUGUCUGUUGAAUGCAAAUUCAGUCC
Messenger RNA from Salvelinus namaycush (lake trout), 1985 nucleotides. Its product is annotated as DBH-like monooxygenase protein 1 homolog. Gene Ontology annotation, biological process: dopamine catabolic process; octopamine biosynthetic process; norepinephrine biosynthetic process. The transcript is spliced from 12 exons. The coding region runs from base 1 to 1827 and encodes 608 amino acids. The record is from RefSeq and is a predicted model, not a curated record. NCBI's taxonomy places the organism in Eukaryota, Metazoa, Chordata, Actinopteri, Salmoniformes, Salmonidae. Gene Ontology annotation, molecular function: copper ion binding; dopamine beta-monooxygenase activity. Gene Ontology annotation, cellular component: secretory granule membrane.